AUGGCUAGGCAGGCUCUGAGGAGUACUCUGUGGCUUCUGCCAGGCUUCUUACUGUGUUUCCCAUUCUGUCCUCCUUUGAGUGGCCAGCAUGUGACAGAGAUGCCAGGUGUGCUCCACUGUGGGCUGCAGAACUUCCAAUUUACUGUGACCCUCAGCCUGGAGGCAGAGAGGCCUGUGCUAACAGCUUGGGAUAGCCAAGGGCUGCCUCACAGGCUGAAAAAUGAUUCUGCCUGUGGUACGUGGGUGAUGGACAGUCCUGAUGGAUUCCUUGUGUUGGAAGCUGACUACAAUGGCUGCUAUGUCACUCUGGAGGGCUCCCACUACGUUAUGAUGGUCGGAGUGCAAGAGGUGGAUGUAGCUGGACCUGUGGCAGAGACGAGAAAGAGACUGCUUAGGUGCCCUUUGGACCUUCGAGCCCCAGAUGCUACAAGUACUGAAGUGUGCAGUCCUGUGCUGGUAAGGGAAAGGCUGUCUUGUGCUCCCUCGCCUAUCUCUCCAGAAGACUGUGAAGAGCUGGGCUGCUGCUACAGCACUGAAGAGGAAGAGGCGGGCUCCUGUUACUAUGGAAACAGAGUGACCUUCCACUGCACCAGAGAUGGCCGCUUCUCCAUUGCUGUGUCCAGGAAUGUGACCUCGCCACCCCUGCACUUGGAUUCACUACGCUUGGCCUUCAGGAAUGACAGUGGGUGUGAUCCUGUGAUGACAACACCAACCUUCGCCCUGUUCCAAUUUCCAUUUACUUCUUGUGGGACCACAAGGCAGAUCACUGGAGACCAGGCCAUAUAUGAAAAUGAGCUAGUGGCCAUUCGGGAUGUAAGAGUUUGGAGCAGUGGCACUGUUACCCGAGACAGCAUCUUCAGGCUCCGAGUUAGCUGCACUUACUCUGUUCUCAGCAACACAUCCCCGAUUAGCAUGCAAGUGCUGACUCUCCCACCACCCCUUCAUAAGGCCCAGCCUGGGUCCCUCUCUCUGGAACUUCAGAUUGCCAAGGAUAAAAACUAUGAAUUUUACUAUGGUGCUGCUGACUACCCACUGGUGAAAUUACUCCAAGACCCUAUUUAUGUGGAGGUCUCCAUCCUUCACAGGGCAGACCCCUCCUUAGGGCUGCUGCUGGAUCAGUGUUGGGCCACACACAGCCCUAACCCUUUUCAUCAACCACAGUGGCCAAUCCUGGUGAAAGGAUGCCCAUAUGCUGGAGACGACUAUCAGACUAAAAGGAUUCCUGUCCAGGAAGCGUCGGGCCCCUUUCCUUCUCAUCACCAACGCUUUAGCAUCUCCACCUUCAGCUUUGGAAACGCUGUAAGGGAGAAGCAGGGUUUUGGGGGACAGGUGUAUCUGCACUGCAGUGCAUUGGUCUGUCAGCCUGCUGGGACACCAUCCUGUGUGGCAAUCUGCCCUGCUUCAAGGAGAAGAAGAAAAUCUGAGCUUUAUUUUGAGAACAACACAGCCAGCGUAUCCAGCAAGGGCCCCUUGAUCCUUGUCCACACCACCAAGGACCCUGGAGACAUGCUUUAUAGAUACCCAAGCACCCCCAUGGAUUCCUCUGCUCUCUGGGUAUCAGGACUUUCUGCAACCAUGAUUGUCAUUGGAGUCUUGUUUGUAUUCUACUUGGCCAUAAGAAAACAGAGAUGA
This is a messenger RNA of Acomys russatus (golden spiny mouse), 1632 nucleotides long. RefSeq names its product zona pellucida glycoprotein 4 (gene Zp4). Gene Ontology annotation, cellular component: egg coat. The transcript has 12 exons. Gene Ontology annotation, molecular function: structural constituent of egg coat; acrosin binding. Gene Ontology annotation, biological process: binding of sperm to zona pellucida; prevention of polyspermy. Lineage: Eukaryota; Metazoa; Chordata; Mammalia; Rodentia; Muridae. The coding region runs from base 1 to 1632 and encodes 543 amino acids. The record is from RefSeq and is a predicted model, not a curated record.